GUUGCGACAUACGCCAUUUUGCAGUGACAGCGGUGCGCUGAAGCAGUGGACACAGAAAGAUCGAGAAGUCUCAGUUUAGAGUUAAAAGCAUGGGGAAUGUCUUUGCCAACCUGUUCAAGGGUUUGUUUGGGAAGAAGGAGAUGAGAAUUCUCAUGGUUGGGCUCGAUGCUGCCGGUAAAACCACCAUCCUGUACAAGCUCAAACUGGGAGAAAUAGUUACCACCAUUCCCACUAUCGGUUUUAACGUAGAAACGGUAGAGUAUAAGAAUAUCAGUUUCACGGUUUGGGACGUUGGUGGCCAAGACAAAAUCAGACCGCUUUGGAGACACUACUUCCAGAACACUCAAGGUCUGAUCUUCGUAGUUGAUAGUAACGACAGGGAACGAGUUAACGAAGCCAGGGAGGAGUUGGCAAGAAUGUUAGCAGAAGACGAGUUGCGUGACGCAGUCCUUCUUGUUUUUGCAAACAAACAGGACCUGCCCAAUGCCAUGAAUGCGGCUGAGAUUACAGAUAAACUGGGCCUUCAUGCCCUCCGUCAUCGUAACUGGUACAUCCAGGCCACCUGCGCUACCAGUGGAGACGGACUCUAUGAGGGGCUGGACUGGCUCUCCAAUCAGUUGAAAAAUCAGAAAUGAGCUAGUCUGCAGUCUCCAAAUCUAUGUGUGUGUGUUUGUUGUAUGGAUGAGUAGAUAUGUGUGUGUUUGAGCGAGUGAGACGCACACGGCUACAGUGCUGACCCAGACUAGGACUGAUCUCAGUGCUCCUCUGUCGCUCCCUAUUAUUUUAGGUUUGGGCAUUGCUGACUCAGACUGUGUUUGUGUGUGUCAUACAUGUGCAUAGUGAAGUGUUUAUCUUUAGUAUGCACGUUAGUAAGAAUGUAUUGUGUUCAUGUGUGCAUGAAGGCUUCUCUGUGUGUUUGCUUGGUUUGGGAAUGACCCUGGCGUGCCUUUUAUACACACAUCUCUCCUCUUCUCGUUCCACCUCACAAACUGUAUUAUGACUCGUUCCAUACUGCACCAAGCGUGGUUUUCACAUGGCAAAUAUAGAACCAGCGUUCUCAACAAUGAACUGCUCUCUGCAAUAACCCAAACCUCUCCUACACCAGUAUUACGGGCAUGCUGAAUAUAUAACCUAUACACUUUUACAGUGUUUUAAAGGGAUCUCAUCAUUUACUCACCAUCAUAACAUUUCAUACUGGUAUGACUUUCUUCUGUGGAAGGGAGACGUCUUAGUCAUUCAGGCUACCACCUCACUUUGUAUUCCAGGAAGAAAGUCAUAUGGGGUUGAAACAACAUAAGGGUGAGUAAAUGAUGACAGAAGUUUCAUGUUUGGGUGAAAUGAUCCCUUUUACACAACAACCUGCCCUGUAUCUUUAGGAAAAAUGCAUUGUAACCUGUAUCAGGUCAGGAUCAGUUUGCUCAGAUUUCCCCCACCACCACCUGUUCUUAUGAGUCAUUUGGAAAUUGUGAUGUUUUAUUUUUGGCUUAGAUCAGUGUUUUAAUUUGCAAAUGUGUCCAAAUGUUGGUAGUGGAGUUGUGAGCAGAUCUCUGGUUUCCUGCUGUACACUACCCGUUUCUAGCCGCCACACAGACCCCAAGCACAAUCGCAGACUGCUGAACAUUCCCCCUACCAAAUUGUUGGAUUUGAUUUGAAUAAUAAUAAUAAAAAAAUUAAUAUUA
Molecule: messenger RNA, 1679 nt
Organism: Myxocyprinus asiaticus (Chinese sucker)
Lineage: Eukaryota; Metazoa; Chordata; Actinopteri; Cypriniformes; Catostomidae
Product: ADP-ribosylation factor 1
Exons: 5
Coding region: 90-635 (181 amino acids)
Biological process (GO): intracellular protein transport; vesicle-mediated transport
Cellular component (GO): plasma membrane; cytoplasm
Molecular function (GO): GTP binding; GTPase activity
Source: RefSeq, a predicted model, not a curated record